CGAAGCAUAAAACCAGCAAAACUUUGGCUAUUUGUCUUCCAAAAAGUACUAAAGUGAACAUUCAAUUAUCAAAAUAAGUUGCCAGGUAAUUUUCUGUUUAAAUUUUUCUGUUGAAUUGAUUAAUUGAGCGUUCGUACUGAUCACUGCCAUCCAUAGACAAGUCAUCAUGCAGUCAGGAUAUACAGGGUUGUAGCACUCAUUAAAAAGUUAAAACAUUAUAUACAGAACUAUACAGACUGAGGAGUUAUAGCUAGAAUGAAAAUCUAAGGAACAACAACAGUGGCAGAGUAAAAAAAAAGCCACAAGGGCAAACAUCAGAGUUAAGUAACAAUAAGCAAAAGACUUUAAAAGACAGACUUGUAAACUUUAGUGAGCUAAUAAAUGUAGAGUAUGUGACACGUGAGGAUAAAAGAUCCAUCGUGUAGAAAUCACAGUGUAAUUCCUUUUCUGUAAAGAGACACUGCCGUGAUAAUAGAUCAGGAGGAGGGUCGAGGAGGUUGGGAGUGUGUUUGAGUGUGUGUGUGUGUGUGGGAAACAGAGACAAGCCCACAGCAGCUUACCCAAACGUCCAUUAGAUCUGGGUUGCGACUAUCAUAUGAUGGCUCCUCUGCUGUUUGCGUUCUUCAUGGCGUUCUGCCGGCUUCAGUGACCUCAUGGAAUGCACGUGGGAUUUUUCUGCAAGAAAACAUUUGCACUCAACGGCUCUCUCACCCAGACUGGAGUCCAUGUGAGUAACCUUUAUGGAGACGACUUCUGAAACGCUCAUCGUGGGGUUUGGGAUGUGAUGCAAGGUGUCUUUGCUGACUGGAUCCAUGCUGAACUGAAGGUGAAGGAAAAUGCGCAUAUCAUCAUUAAUUUGGAUUCUGCACCUCAUGAAUCUUACGAAAGGCCUUGAUGACACAAGACGUAGCUCCUCCGUGAACAGACUGUGUCUGCCAGGUUGUGCGACGUGCUCGGCCCUGAAUGGCUGUCUGUCCUGUAAACCUCGCCUCUUCUUCCACCUGGAGCUGGACGGGAUGCGGCAAAGGGGCACCUGUCUGUCCUCCUGUCCCCGGGGUCACUAUGGCACACGCUCUCCGCACAUCAGCACCUGCACCAAGUGCAAAGAAGACUGCGCUUCCUGUUUCAGCGAAAAUUUCUGCACACAUUGUCACCCAGGUCACUUCCUGUUCCGGGGCAAAUGUGAAAACAGCUGUCCAAAUGGGCUGACGCCAAACGCAGUGCUGAGAGAAUGCACAGAGUGCUCUCCAGGCUGUGAGGUGUGUGUGAGGAGGAACGUGUGUGUGAGGUGUAGAGCAGACCUGUACUUCCUCCACAGUCAGUGCCAUCUCACCUGCCCGACGGUGUUUGAGCCUGAUGUGCAGCUUAUGCAGUGCGUCCCCCGAGUGCACUGUGAGGUCGGGGGAUGGACAGCUUGGGGUCCAUGUGUUCGGAAAAAGAGAAAGGGGGCGUACAGGAGGGGACAGGAGACACGUAUCCGACAGGUUCUGCGGUCUCCAAGUGUCCACGGGAACCCCUGCCCACAUGUGUCAGAGGCUAGGAAGUGUGUCAUCAAAAAGAGGCCUAAGAGUCGACGUAGGUUGUAGUAACUGGAACGAGAGUGCCUUAAAGGCCAUUUGUAGAUAUCGCAGAGACAUUCCACUUGUUAUUGCACAUUUUAUAUCAGCUGAUUAAAAUAUUGUAAAUUGUGAAGAUGUACUCAUCU
Messenger RNA from Epinephelus lanceolatus (giant grouper), 1705 nucleotides. RefSeq names its product R-spondin-3-like. The record is from RefSeq and is a predicted model, not a curated record. NCBI's taxonomy places the organism in Eukaryota, Metazoa, Chordata, Actinopteri, Perciformes, Serranidae.